AUGCCCAGCGUAGACACUUCAAUCCAUUCCGCCCCCAGCGGUGCCGCCGCAAAGUUGGCGGCUCUCCACGAGAACGAGCAGCCCCUCAAAUUAUACGGAGGAUGGUUCUGUCCUUUUGUACAACGGGCUUGGAUCACCCUGGAGGAAAAAAAGAUUCCCCAUCAGUAUGUGGAAAUCAAUCCGUACAAAAAAGAGCCGGCAUUUCUCAAGAUGAAUCCUCGCGGUCUGGUGCCUACUCUCGGCGUGCCCAUCAAUACCACCGGAUCGGAACAGAAACCUCUAUAUGAAAGCUCUGUCAUUAUGGAGUAUCUGGAGGAUGCAUACGCAGAUGAGUCCAAGUACGGCCCUCAUCUGCUGCCGUCAGAUCCAUACCAGAAAGCCAGGGCUCGGCUGUGGAUGGACCACAUCAGCACUAGAAUCAUCCCAGCGUUCUACAAGUUUCUGCAGCACACACCGGACAAAAGCUUCACCAUUGAUCAAGCACGAGAAGAGCUUCACGGCCAUAUCAAGACGCUCGUGGCGCAGAUGGAUGCCGAGGGCCCAUGGUUCUUGGGGAAGAAUAUCAGCUUGGUGGACAUAAGCCUGGCGCCUUGGGCGAAGCGGCUGUUCUUGUUGGACCACUAUAAGCCGGGAGGGCUUCAAAUACCGCAAGAAGGAGGUGAAGACAAUGCGUGGACGAGAUGGAACUUGUGGAUGAAGGCUGUGGAAAACCAUCCGAGUGUGAAGAACACUUGGAGUGACGAUGACAAGUACAUUGAGGUUUAUAAGAGAUAUGCGGAGGAUACAACAAACUCGCAGGUGGGACAAGCGACAAGAGCGGGUAGCAAGCUUCCGUGA
Messenger RNA from Trichoderma gamsii, 837 nucleotides. RefSeq lists its product as hypothetical. Gene Ontology annotation, cellular component: cytoplasm. Gene Ontology annotation, molecular function: glutathione transferase activity. The record is from RefSeq and is a predicted model, not a curated record. The coding region runs from base 1 to 837 and encodes 278 amino acids. The transcript has a single exon. NCBI's taxonomy places the organism in Eukaryota, Fungi, Ascomycota, Sordariomycetes, Hypocreales, Hypocreaceae.